AUGGCGCAGGCGGCGCCGGAGCGAUGGUUCAUCCUUGGCCGCGUCGUCCCCGAGCGGCACGGCGCCAAUGCCUUGGUUGACCCUAGCCUUGGCCUCAAGCUACCGCUCGACAGCCCGCCGCCGCGCAUCACCAGGCUCACCGCGCUCACCAGGGACGACGUCGUCCGCGGCGAGCUCUCCAUCGUCGCCACCUGCCACAAGGACCUCCUCCUCCACGAGCUCGAGAGGCCCUCCGAGCCCAACACCCCGAACAUCUUCUUCCUGGCGCUCGACGCCGGCAACGACUUCAUGCCUGAUGAGCGGGCCGCCGCCGCCGGACGCAGCGUGUUCGACGUCACCGCCACGCGCCUCCUCAACCGCACCCCCGGAUUGCCCGACUUCUCCGGCGUCAGGAACGUCGGCUUCCUCAGCAUCCGCGGCGGCAACGGCAAGAACGUGGUCGCGGAGCUCCAGGCCAACAAUCGCGAAGAAGCGGACAACACCGUCCCCUUCAUCACCUGCCGCACUCGCCGGGACCCGGAGAACGACGACAAGUUGGAGUGGGAGUGGAACCAGGCGUAUCUCAACUGGCCCGUCGUCGACGACGAGGCCAACCCGCACUGGACUACCCACGACGUGAUCGCCCACGACGAGAAGCUCUGGUGGGUCAACCUCUCGCGGGGCCUCGUCGCCUGCGACCCGGCCCCGGUCAAAGACCUACAGCCGAAGCUGGAGUUCGUGGCGCUCCCGGUCCUCGCCGGGUUCGAGGACAGGCACGAGCCGCCGGCGCACAUCGACAGGUACCGCAUCGUGGGUGUGAGCGCCGGCGGGAUGCGGUUCGUGGACGUCGCUCGCAGGCGCAACGAUCCCGAGGGAGAGACGCGGGUGGUCGUCUGGACGCUGGACUUGCCGGAGUCGAUCAUCGACGCCAGGUGGGAGGACAACCCCAGGCAGACGACGCUGGCGAACAUCUGGAACAACAGCGCCAACUACGCGCAGAUGCCGAGGGAUGUGGUCCCCGUGGUCGCGCUUGUGCACCCCCACGAGCCCGCCGUCGUCUACUUCUUCCUGGAGCAGUACGUCUUCUCCGUCGACGUGAACCAAAGCGCCGUCGUGCACUUCGCGGUGAUGCCGGACCAGCAGGACGGCGUGCCACGGCCGAUCAACCAGCGAGACGUUCUCGCUUGGAAGCGCCCUUCCUUCAAAACGGAACCGUUACAGGUCGUAUACCAGAAAACGGAACUAGCCCAGGGCGACAGCACGGAUGAGGAUCCAGCUUAAGGAUGAAAUCCCCAUUCACGGGCGUGACCAAGUGUGAAGGCCGUGCGCAAAUUUGCCUCAAAAAGGAAAAGGUCGUGGGCAAAGCCUUUGUUGUUGUUUCCUGUUUUGGCUGUGAUCAGACAAGAGUGUAGACAGGGAUUCAAGUCUUUUCUGGUCACAAACUAUACAAUUCUAACUGUCAGAAACUAACUAUACAAUUUUGUUACCUCUAUCCAUGCUGUCUAAUCCUCUCAGAAGUAUUGUAUUCAUUACUUCUCUCAGAAGUAUUGUAUUCAGUUUUAAUUGUUGACGCUUUAUCAGCUGCUGGAUAUACUUGUAUGGUUUCAGAGCUUGUUGGAUAUAUUCAUAUAAAAGGUGUUGAUGUUGUCCAUAUGAUUGAA
Messenger RNA from Sorghum bicolor (sorghum), 1640 nucleotides. RefSeq lists its product as uncharacterized. The transcript has 3 exons. Lineage: Eukaryota; Viridiplantae; Streptophyta; Magnoliopsida; Poales; Poaceae. The record is from RefSeq and is a predicted model, not a curated record. Bases 1 to 1260 code for a protein of 419 amino acids.